This is a messenger RNA of Paramecium tetraurelia, 882 nucleotides long. RefSeq lists its product as uncharacterized. The transcript has 3 exons. The record is from RefSeq and is a predicted model, not a curated record. Lineage: Eukaryota; Ciliophora; Oligohymenophorea; Peniculida; Parameciidae.
AUGAAUAAUUAGCCUGUUUAUAUGUCUGCUGAGCAAAUCAACGCUUUAUUCCAAAGGGACUCGACUUUUGAGAUGAGAGAUGAUAGAAUUAAUUCAUUUUAGAACGAUUUCAAAAAAAAUGAAGUAUGGGAUUUUAAGUUAGUUAAGACUUUGAAGUCUGAAAGUGUUGAAUGCGAAGAGAACAGACCAACAAAUUAGAGCGAGAGCAUGAUGAUGAGUAAGAAUUAUUUGGCUUAAGGCUUAAAGUAACUAGGGAAGAAAUAUGACAGACGCAAAGAUAUGGAAGAGAAAUAUAAAGAAGAUAUCAAUAGAUUAAUGAGGGAACUUAAACAAAAGUGCAGCGAAUUGGAUUGUAUGAAAAGAGAACAUGAGAUUUUUUUGGAACAGAAUCAAAGACAGCAGAAUAAUCUGAGACUGUAGAUUCAAGAAGCCAACAACAGAGAGUAGAAGGCUGUUAUUGAAUUGGGGGAGUUGUAUGAAUAGAAUAUGUAAGUGAAACAACAAUUGGAGAUUGUCCAAUAGAAGUAUAACAAUUUAUAAAAGCAACACAAAUUUGAAAUUGAUAGAAAGGAUAAACAAAUCGAUUAAUUUAAAAUUCAAAUCAUGCAACUCAACGAGGACAAUGAAAGACUAAAGGCGGAACACCCUACAGGAUUUCUCAAUCUCGAUUCUCAGAGAGUUUCAUAAGAUAAAACACAAAAUCAAUGGGCCUAAUUUAAUUCGAGUGCUUACAAAAGCAGUAUAUAAUUUUAAAAGGAAAAACCAGUUACUCAACUUUAGUUUAAGAGCAAUUACGACUCCAAAGUUAUUUUCGGAAAGAAGUCUCAAAAUACAUUAAAAUACCAAUAGUCACAAUAAGAUUUGUAGCCCAAAGGAUUGUGA